GUUUUCUGACACCAGUCGCUGUGUUACUGCGGUGUGCUAACGGCAUGUGGUAUCCAAGCAACGCAGAGUGCAGAAAAGACAGUUCUGUAAAGAGAGCAGUGAAGGAAUGUUUUAACUUUGGGGCUUAGCAAUUAUGAAUUGAGAACUAUAUUUCGUUUUUCGGCCGACUCUAGCAGGUGUCUGUACUAUGCUGUUGAAGUUCAGUUUAGCUAUCAGUCUGUUUUAGGCAGGGUAAGUUAAAAUGUAUGGACGAGCUCCAAGAGUGACCUUCAUGACAACAAGCGGCACUUCAGAUACAGUUGGUCCCGGAUCAUACUAUGUCACCCAGUGCAAUUCUAAACCAUCAGAUGGCUAUGCUCCAUUCCUGUCCUUGACCAACAGACAGUCAAUAUUCAGUAAGUCCAGUGAGAAGAUACCAGCACCUGGACAGUAUGACACCUCACCUGUCAAGCUAAACAUCCAUGGUGGCCGCAGUCUCCAGAACCGCUCCAAGCGAUUUGAGGAGGUAGUGUCGAAGGUUCCGGGCCCCGGGGCCUACAAUGUGCUGCCUGCCUCAGGAAACAUGCUCGGGGCCGUGAAGGCUGAUGCAGGACAGUCAAAGAAGCUUGGCAGAAAAAUGGCUAAAAGUCUCCAACUGGUCCGUCAGUCAGAUAUCCCAUCCAUUCCUUCCCCGGGCCAGGCCCAUGGCUAUGAGGAGGACGGCCUGGGUGUGCUCAGUAAGCAGCAGCCCCCUUCCAGGGACACAACCCUGGGGCCAGCCUACUACAAUCCACUGCUAUCAGAGAUGAGUUCUGCACAGAAGUAUAAAGGAGUCCACUUUGGCAACAUGACAGGGAGGAGAGGUGAGGUGACAGUGAAGGAGGGACCGGGUCCAGGACAAUAUGACCCUGAGAUAAACGUUGAAACGCACUAUGAGAAUGUGAACCUUCAAAAGGAGCAGAAAGGCAGAGCUGAGCUUAUCAUCCCUCGCUACCAUGAACUGGUGCCCAGGCAAGAGGAAAAGAAGGCGAAGUCAAAGGGACAGACAGCCAGAACAAGAGGAACUGAGGUACUAUUUUACCCACUAACCAGCCUCAAAAACGGAGGAAAAAGAAGUGCUGGAGCACACAAUGGAGUUCCUGGUCCAGGCCAGUACCACAUCAGAAGUCAGUUUGAGAAGCCUGUGAAGUCCAAUGGAAACCUGCCGAAGUUCAUUUGCCCUUUCCUCUCUCAGACUGAGAGGUUUGGCGUUGUGAAAGAAGUGUCGCCCCCUGUUGGUGUAUAUAAUGACCCGCGCUGUGCCCUGGAGCUGCUGAAGAAGACCACAGGAUUGAAGAAAAACCCAUUUGGCAUCACCACAGUGCGCUUCACUUGUAACCACAAAAAAUGCUCCACACCAGGUCCAGGGUCCUAUAAUGUGUUUGAGCAUGGUUUAGCCCGGGAGAGUUUUAAAAAGGCAUUUUUAGAGAGAACCAGGAAAGGAGGCUUUGGCUCCACUGCUCAACGCAACUUCAUCUUCCACAACAAGGAAUCGAUAGAGGCCCCAAGUCCAGGACAGUAUGAGACAGAAAAGAAGACAGAGGAGCACUACAAAAAGCAGCAGACAGCAGUUUUCAAAUCAGCCACAGAACGCCUGGCAUUAUCACUACUGGCUAAAGAUUCUCCUCCACCCAACAGUUACAAUGUGAGUCAGACAUUUGAGAAGACUAAAGGGCGCUCUUACUUACAACCCCGAAGUGAAGGAGCUAAGAGACGACAGAGCUGCUUCCUCUCUGCUGCACCGCGGGAUAAUUUAUUCCUGCGAUGUGACCCCAGUGUACCAGGCCCUGGACAGUACAACCUCAGUGUGAAAUCCUUCCCUCAAAUGACUCUGAUCUCCUCCAGAGAAGAUCGAUUCAAAGUCUCCAUGAACACCAACCCUGGACCUGGCACUUAUCAGUUGAGUCCUGGCAUCAUGAACACAGUAAUAAAGGGCACCUUCAAUGUGACACUCAACAACCCUCUGGGUCCCUGCUGUUCCCCUCAUGUGGCCUCUGGCCCUUUAACGGCCCACAAGACCAUUAACACUGUCGCACCCAACACCUUCAUCGCCACCAGCACUUCUUAGAGCUCUUUGUGGGUCAAAGUUUAGAGGUGAAAGGCAGCAGUUUGGAGGAAGAGUCUUUAUUGUCGCAAAGUGAAGUACCUACAAUGGACCCUGCAUCUACAGCUGAUAGUUCUCUCAUUCUUUACUUUCAGUAAUGACAAGCCUGACACACUGAUUCAGCUGUUUUUGUGGAUCAGGUCCUUUGUUAAUCAAUAACAAUUAAAAAGCUAUUAGUAUGAAUAUAGCCUGAAGUCUUUCGAAAGCAUGUUAAUCUGGACAUCUCGUCCAUAGGGCACUUUGUUUUCUUAAAGCAGCAAUUAAAAGAUCCAAUCUGACAUAAAUAAGACAAACAUUAAAAAUUAUGAUUUUGCUAUACAGAUUUUACUGUACCGCUUGUAUUGGCUGAUGACAGGAAAUCUGGGUAAGUGGUAGCACAGGAUCACAUGCCUUAAGCUUGAUUUGAACUCACACAAUCUGCCUCUUAACUUCCUGAGGCCAGGAUUGUCAGAAGUCAUGUUUUAUUUAAUGACAAUGAACCAGCUCAUCAGACAAUUAGAAAUAAUGCUAUUAAAAUUCCUAAAUAUCAGUAGCCAUACAUUAUUGCUUAGCAUGCAUAAAUCAUGAAGCCAUUCUUAUGUAUAUUUUUGCUGACUACCAGAGAAACAGGUGUGAAAGUCAUAUAGAAUACUUUUGUUUUAGUUUUGUUGUACACUGAUGCUUUUCUCAUAAAUCAAAUUAGCCUCGCCUUUUGUUUCAUAUACACACACACACACACACAUGUUGCACAAUAUACAGCAACACAGAUCCAAACUAAAAGAGGAAACUGCGUGUGAAAGGGCAUUCAGCUCGCAAAUUUUAGGUGCGAUAGCCUAUUGAUAGUGGCAUUAUUUGGUGCUUUAGAUUUGGUUUUAACUCAGCAUGCAGAGGAGGGAUCUGAUGUGUGACUAGUGCAUUAAAUAUUGAGUGUACAAUGCUCUGGUGCUUUGAAACACCUGUAAGAGGAGAGAGGCUGGAGAGUCAAGAAGAGGGGUGAGAAAAAAGUUGUGUGGAGCAGUGAGGGAGGAAACUAUGCCUUAGGGGAAUAGUUUUUUGGAAAUACACUUAUUCGCUUUCUUGUCGAUAGUUAGAAGAGAAGAUCGAUACAACUCUCAUAUCUCAUAUGGCUCUUAAAUAUGAAGCUUCAGCCAGAACUAGCCAGCAUAAGCUUAGCAUAAUGACUGAAAACUGGGGGGAGUCCCUCCUGAUUUCCUGGGAACUUCACAGUGAGCACUGUUGCCAUCCAAAAGAUAGUAUGGCACAUAACUCCACGUAAAACCACAACUUGUUGUUUUUACACUUACGCUUUUGUAAACGAACAAGCUAUAACCAGUAGGUGAUUUCUUAAUUAUUAACAGGGAGGAUGACCACAAUGGUAGCGGCUCCUCCCCCCGUUUUAAGGUUUUAACAGGGCGUGGAGGGCUCCCUUGUGCCUUUUUUUUCGGAAGGUAGCCUAUUUUUUGCCCCUUUUUAAUUAUAUAUAUAAAUGCUAAUUAUAUAUAUUAAAAAAAGUUUAUGAGCAUUCAUGGGCACUUUUGGUCCGAACUCUGAAAAUUUCUAACCCAGACUCUGUCAUGCUGCUGCUGCACUUUCUCUUUCUGCUGUAGAGAAUAUAGAUAAAUUGUUGAGAAUUAUAAAAUUUUGAUGGAGCAUUUCUGUUUCAAUCAGCACAGCUUUUCUAGCCUUUACGGCACUGGUUUAGCGGCCCGUGAGUCGAUUCAGUAAGUGAGGUACACCCACAGGGAGAGUAGAGACAAAACGAGUCGGAGAAAUAAUGAUCAUGAUCUAAAAAGAGAAAAGUAGACAGCGGAAACAGAGCUUUUAAUCACAAAUGGACUCUUACAUGAUCAAUCUUCCCACAGGCAGUUCAAAACCAGUAGGCCUAUGUCUCAUAUGUUCUGAGAUCAUGGCAAUUAUUAAAAGUGGCAAUGUGAAGCACCACUAUGAGACAAAGCACAGAGUAUCUUUUGAACAGGAUAACAAGGGGGUGGAUUUUGGUAAUUUUGCUAACAAGGGGGAUAGCAUCCCCCUUGUCUCCCCUCAAAUCGUCUACUGGCUAUAACCUGUUAAUUAGUGAUGUUUAGAGGUGCUGGUAGGUGGAUUUUGUUAGCUUCAGAUGGAGCCAUGCUAGCUGUUUCCCCGUUUCCAGUCUUUAUGCUAAGCUAAACUAACUGGCUGCUGACUGUAGCUUCAUAUUUACAAGUACCACACAGACACGAGAUGAGAUUGGUAAUAAUCUUAUCUAACUCUCAGCAAGAAAUGUCAAAGUAUUGCAUUGAAAUUAAGAAACAUUUGCCUUACUGUAACAUGUGAUAUAUCUUUUUGAUUAUACUGUACGUUUAUUUAUCUUCAACUGAGUGGGCUCACAUAAAACAGCUAGGGUUUAACACAAGGGCACACCUAGUUUUUCAGGUGAUCAGACCACUGAAAUCUUAAGGUCUGCCACUGCCUAGUAAGGAUACAUUUUUUUAAAGUCAAGGACAUAGAUAUACAGUAUGUGUUUGAAAGUCAAGCAAUCAAAGUUUUAAAAAACUGAAAAGAAAGUAUAUAUGAAAACAGCUGAAAAGUGAAGUGAAAUAAGUUCCUGACCUUGUAUAUCUGGUAUCAGAGCUGUGACGAGGUGAUGCAGGCGGUUCAAAGUGUCAGAUAAACCACUUUUACUGGCUGUUACCACUGGAGAGUGUAGAUUUAUGCUCCUCUUCUCUGCAGAUCACUCACCAUAAAUCACCUAUUCAUGGCUGUGUGUGAAUGUGUGUGUUCUCAGUCCUUAAAGACAAAGAGAGAAAGAAAACAACAAGAAGUGUUUAAGCAUCAACAGAAGAUGCACAGAUGACACCGUGCAGGUAGCUCUUGUUGUUAGGAUGCAGUUUGGUCAUAUCUGAUUUUAAAUAACCUUUCCAUUGAAUGACUCGCCCGACCCCCUCCCCACUUCCUGUGUAGGAUCCCUCCUUGUCCUGCUGCGUUCAAAAUGUCUCUGUGAGCGUUCAGAGUAACAGGUUCGACGGAUGUCUCUGAUUGUUCCUGUGGGCCUUUUAACCUAAUGAGGUGUUUACCCCCUAUCAUUAUUCAGCUGGGAGAGGAGCAGAGGGAAAUGGAGGGGGGGUGUUAAGAUAUAACAUAAAAUGGAGACAGAGGAAAGCUAAGAAAAAAAGGGGGUGAAGGAAAAAAAGAGGAAGAUGGAGAAAAAAUGAGAUUGUAUAUGGGCAGAGGAAAGAUCAGAGAGUUGAAAGAAAACAAGAGGCAGAGAGGAAGUGGAAAGAGCCUGGUGUUAUUUAUGCCUCCCUCGGCACUCGUCUUUACCUUUUUUUCCCCGCGAGCUGUUUUACAUCGGCAAUCUAAUUAAAUCAAAUAAAUCACAGUGCACGCACGCACACACACACACACACACACACACACACACACACACAGCCACAGCCACAAAAGCCCCUCCUGAUUCUGGGAUUGUGAACAUCUCCUCCCCCUACCCCCUCCACCCAAGAUUGAAUAAAUCUCGAUUAUGGUGCAUUACACGGCACAUCAUUCAUGUUGUUUAUAGGUCUAAAAUAUGCAAACAGACCAGGGGCAUAAAAGUGAUCGAUGCUCAAAUGGGCCCUUUUUUCUGUUCUGUUCCCAUCUCUCACACAGCACCAAGCACCGUCACUUACAGAUGUCUCGUGUGGGAUGAAGACAUAUUGUAUUGUGUCCUUACACUGUCCCCUCAUGAUGGCUGUGUUCAUUGUCUUCGUGCCCAGGCAUCAGGAAGGUAUUUUUAUUACCUCAUUCACUAAAGCGCUCUGUCUCUGCUGUUGAGCCAUUAUUAAAUCUAAUUAGCUCUGCCAAACCUUAAAGCCGUCCCUGAGAGAUCUCUUGAUAAUUGUAAAAUAGAGGUUAGUUGAUCAAUGUUUUUAUUGGUUUAAAGUGGGACAAUAAAUGAAACACAUGCAAACAACUAGCAGCUGCUUAAGCUGCAGUUUGUUUUCAGGAAAUAAGUGCUUCUGGAGUUGUUUGGGCAUAUGUUGUCCAAAUAUGUUGUUAGCAAAUGUAUAAUUUUUUGGCCAAACCAAGCAUGAAAUUAAUAUUCAUAUUCCAUGAUAAACAUAGUUUUGUAAAUGCAUUUCAACUGUUCAAAAAGAUAAAUCUAUACAGAUUACUGUGUAAA
Molecule: messenger RNA, 6239 nt
Organism: Siniperca chuatsi (mandarin fish)
Lineage: Eukaryota; Metazoa; Chordata; Actinopteri; Centrarchiformes; Sinipercidae
Gene: stpg2
Product: sperm-tail PG-rich repeat containing 2
Exons: 15
Coding region: 242-2086 (614 amino acids)
Source: RefSeq, a predicted model, not a curated record